UCUUCGGCCCCUGACCUUGCGGUUUUCUCCUUGGCCUAUAAGGGAAGCAAACUCAGGGAGCCUGGUUUUAGGAGAUGGGAGAAAGAUUAGAGCAGUGGUUCUGAAAGUGUGGUCUGGGAGACCCUGCGAAUGUCAAGAUCAUUUCAGAGCGUCUAUUGCAAAACUAGCUUUUAACAGUAGAACGUCAUUUGCCUUUUUCCGCUCUCACUGGAAUUUUCCAGAGGCGACCUGGUGUGCGAUGAUGUCAUUGCUCUGAUGACAAAAGGCAUGUGUGUUCGUACACUCUUAUGUUUUCUAGGAUUUCCCACGAUCUGAGGGCCAGUACCUGAACCAUAGGAAAUUCAACAAAGCAUUUUCAACCUUCUGAGCCUUCAUGGAAGACAAAGAGCCACACAGUUUUCUCCAGUUAAUACACCAGUAGUGCAGGAGCAGGAAUUUGUAGAGUAUUUACAUAGGAUUGGAAUGUCAAAAGGGUUUGUACCUUGAGCAAGGGGCUGCUUGCUCCUGGCAGACGACUGAAUCAAGGAUGCCAGGACUCCAGGAAACAGGGAACCUUCCACAUUCGUGAAGUUCGAGAUAAAUUGCGGGAGAUAGUAGGAGCAUCUACAAACUGGAGAGACCAUGUGAAAACAAUGGAGGAAAGAAAAUUACUUCACGGUUUUUUGGCUGAGUCACAGAAAGGACUGCCAUCCAGGACAAUGAAGGACAGUUACAUCGAAGUCCUCUUGCCUUUGGGCAGUGAGCCUGAAUUACGAGAGAAGUAUUUGACUGUUCAAAACACUGUAAGGUUUGGCAGGAUUCUUGAGGAUCUUGACAGCUUAGGAGUUCUUAUUUGUUACAUGCACACCAAAAUUCAUUCAGUUGAGAUGUCUCCUUUAUCAAUAGUUACAGCCCUGGUGGACAAGAUUGAUUUGUGUAAGAAAAGCUUAAGUCCAGAACAGGACAUUAAGUUCAGUGGCCACGUUAGCUGGGUUGGGAAGACUUCCAUGGAGGUGAAGAUGCGAAUGUUCCAGUUGCAUGAUGAUGAAUUUUGUCCUGUUUUGGAUGCAACGUUUGUAAUGGUGGCUCGUGAUUCUGAAAAUAAAGGGCCGGCAUUUGUAAAUCCACUCAUCCCUGAAAGCCCAGAGGAAGAAGAGCUCUUUAGACAAGGAGAAUUGAACAAGGGGAGAAGAAUUGCCCUCAGUUCCACAUCAUUACUGAAAAUGGCUCCCAGCGCUGAGGAGAGGACCACUAUACAUGAGAUGUUUCUUAGCACGUUGGAUCCAAAGACUAUAAGUUUUCAGAGUCGAAUUUUGCCCCCUAAUGCAGUGUGGAUGGAGAAUUCAAAACUGAAGAGCUUGGAAAUUUGCCACCCUCAGGAGCGGAACAUUUUCAAUCGGAUCUUUGGUGGUUUCCUUAUGAGGAAAGCAUAUGAACUUGCUUGGGCUACUGCGUGUAGCUUCGGUGGUUCGCGACCAUUUGUGGUGGCAGUGGAUGACAUCAUGUUCCAGAAACCUGUUGAAAUUGGCUCAUUGCUCUUUCUUUCUUCACAGGUUUGCUUUACUCAGAACAAUUACAUUCAAGUCAGAGUACACAGUGAGGUGGCCUCUCUUCAGAAAAAAGAGCAUACAACCACCAAUGUCUUUCAUUUCACGUUCAUGUCGGAAAAAGAAGUGCCCUUGAUUUUCCCCAGAACAUAUGGAGAGUCCAUGUUGUACUUAGAUGGACAGCGGCAUUUCAACUCCAUGAGUAUACCAGUGACUUUGAGAAAGGACUACCUUGUGGAGCCCUAGGAAAACCUCACGUGUUGAAAACCAGCCUUUCACCUGCAUUGACACAGUCUCUGAUAACAGCCUUGAUUUUAGUGUUGCUUUCCAUCCUCUAUCGAGAAGGAGAAUGUUUUCAGCAUUUAGGGUGAUCAGAAAAGCAUAAUAACAUAGUGGCUGGAUGGGGCUGAGGGGAGAAAGAAUUAUUAAACCACAAAUACUUUCAAAAUAGUUUUCAUUGUAAACCUAA
Messenger RNA from Nycticebus coucang (slow loris), 1995 nucleotides. It is a transcript of the gene ACOT9, whose product is annotated as acyl-CoA thioesterase 9. Gene Ontology annotation, cellular component: mitochondrion. Gene Ontology annotation, biological process: acyl-CoA metabolic process. NCBI's taxonomy places the organism in Eukaryota, Metazoa, Chordata, Mammalia, Primates, Lorisidae. The coding region runs from base 633 to 1772 and encodes 379 amino acids. The transcript is spliced from 17 exons. The record is from RefSeq and is a predicted model, not a curated record. Gene Ontology annotation, molecular function: fatty acyl-CoA hydrolase activity.